Messenger RNA from Gossypium raimondii (Peruvian cotton), 1263 nucleotides. RefSeq lists its product as uncharacterized. The transcript has a single exon. The record is from RefSeq and is a predicted model, not a curated record. The coding region runs from base 129 to 1055 and encodes 308 amino acids. Lineage: Eukaryota; Viridiplantae; Streptophyta; Magnoliopsida; Malvales; Malvaceae.
CUCUAAACUUGCUUUCAAUUCAUUGGCUAAUUUUCUACUCUUUAAAACCACCCCCAUCACCCCUCUUCCAUUUCCAUACCUUUUUGAGUGUUCAAACAUAAAGUUUGAGAGAAAACAAAGUCACCACCAUGAUCAAGACCUUGAAUCCUUAUUCAGCUAAAACAGCUGAAAUUAUGUCUAGGUACCGUCCUAUAGCUCCUAAACCUGAAGUGUUACCUGAAAACUCCAUUGAUGAAAGCUCAGCUAUGUCUCAAAAGAUGAGACAGUCACCUUAUUUGAGGAAUUUAUGGCCUCAGUUACAAGCUCGACCUAGUAGGAAUAGAAAGAGAGGGAGAGGUACUGGCUUAUCACCACCACCGCCAACAACAACAGCAAUGAAAAGAGCAAGAACCCAAUAUUUCUUAGGGCUUUCUCCACCACCGCCGCCGCCGCCGCCACCACCAUCAUCAACAACAAGUUUGGUCUCACUCCCUCUUCUUCCAUGUUUAAAGGUGGCUGCUCAUGAAAUACCGGAAGAGAAGGAUUUUUUGAAGCAGCUCCAAGGUCUUCCUGUUCUUCCCACUAGUAGUCUUAUAACACCUCAGCCAAUUAGACCAGUGGGUUCAACCAUCAUUGUUGGGUGCAUUAAUGAAGCACCAGCACCAGCAGCACCAUUGCAAGCCCCUAAGAAACCAGAGGAGGUUGAAGAUGAUAUAGAAUCUGAGUCCAUGCCAACAAUUAUAUCUGAUUCCAACAACAAAGUCAGGCUAGCAAACUCAGCUUACAAAGCCAUGGUGGGUCAACCUGAAUGUCCCUGGCUUGAUUCCAUGGUGAAAGGCAGUGAAUGCAAGAGAAUUUGUGGGGAAGUGAUGCUUAAUCUAUCUAAUUCAAGGGUGCCUGUUAAAUCAAAAGGGUUCUCUUGUUGGGUGAGGAUUGAAUGGGGAAAUGAAGGGAACAAUAGCAACAACAAAGGGUCGAUCACAGCCUUUUGUGAUGUAGUGAGAUUAUCUUGCCAGUCAAAAGACUAUCUCUUCACAUGGAGGUUCCAUAUACCCACCAUAGGGAAAACAUCUUAGUUUAGUUUCAAUGUGUGAAUUUCGAAAAAUGUACAAAGUUUUUCUUUUUCUUUUACUGCAAAAUGUAACCUUAACCAGUUAGUACUAUAUGCAAGUACAAAUGUCACAAAUAUAUAGUAUAUAGUGUAGUAGUUUUUUGUCAGUAUCUUUUGUGUAUAGAUAUGCUAUGAGAAGCUUUUAGUACUAUUCUAUAUAUGUACUUCUUCAA